Molecule: messenger RNA, 828 nt
Organism: Culicoides brevitarsis
Lineage: Eukaryota; Metazoa; Arthropoda; Insecta; Diptera; Ceratopogonidae
Exons: 2
Coding region: 123-695 (190 amino acids)
Source: RefSeq, a predicted model, not a curated record
CUGUCAAAUUACUCACCUGAAAAGAAAACCUGUGUCUAUUUCAUUAUUUUUUCUAUUUUAUUACCACUAAAAUAAUUUAAAACUCAAAAAUUUUAUAAAAAAAACCCAAAAUUCCUUCAAAAAUGGCUUUCAACUGGGACUGCCUUGACAUCGGCAACGUCGAAUUGGAGCAUUCGCAAAACUAUUUCGAUGUACGUCACAUUGAGCACGAGAGGUUAGGCGAACAAUGCGAAGAAUUAAUCGAACAAAUGAUUCCGCAUUCCAAACCCAUCGCUGUCUUCAAAGGCAAACGUCUCUUCAAAUCGAACGAAUUCGAAAGUCCUGCUCCAAAGAAAAAACUUGAAGUCAAAAGAUCUCAAAGACUUUCGGAAAAAUCGAAACCCGUCAUGAAAAGCAAAUUAAAGACCGCCGCACCGCUCAUCAAAAAGAAAUCCCUUCCAGAAGUUUCUACAAGACUCUCAACUCGACAAUCCGGAGCCGAAAAGCAAAUUCCUGUCACUCGAACAUCGCGAUUGAUCCAACAUGCCCAAGCUUAUGCCGAAAAACGACGUGCGAUGCUCGAGCGACACCGCAAAGAGCAAGAAGAAAAAAAUAAACCAAAAAAAUUUCGCGCUCGAUCCGUACCAAAAUACAUCAAGGAACGCCGAAAACGCUCAACGAUCGACGGAAACAAAGAAAAUGUUGAAAAAUCAUGAAAAAAUUGCUGACUACAGACGAAAAACGUACUUUUUGAUAAAUUUUUGAUUUUUUGUUAGUAUUGAAUAAACGUAAAAAAUUAAAUUUUCUCCUUGGAAUGCUCGUCAAAGAGAAAAAUGACACAAAAAAUAA